Symbiodinium sp. CCMP2592 is the source of this 2892-nucleotide messenger RNA. Lineage: Eukaryota; Dinophyceae; Suessiales; Symbiodiniaceae. The record is from the annotation of a GenBank genome assembly.
AUGGCUAACGUGGAUGCGGCGCUUUUGGAGCUUGCCGUUGCAUGCAGAGUACCGCAGGAGUUCCACUUCGUGCUGGAUGGUUAUGACGUGCCGCUGUUUGGUUGCCUAGCAGCCUCACACUCGGAAGUCGAUGCCUCAAUCGAGAUACUGCUGGAGGGGGCCGCCUUGCCUGCAGAGUCCACUGAGAAACUACGUCUUAUGUCAUCCUUCCGCCUGCUGUUUCAGAAGUGUCAGUCUGUGACGGCAACUGGUUCAUCUGCGGGGAGUGCGGCCCAUGCAAGCAUGACAUCCAAUGCAGCCUCAUGGGUAGACUCUUUCCCGGCUAAAUUGACAGGUGAGGAGGUGGUGAAACUCCGCCUUGAGUUCGAGGCUUCGUACCCAGGAGAGGUCUUGGAUGCGGACAACACCCCAGGUCACCGGCUCUUAGCUUUGGCCGCAAAGCUUGUUAAACCAGGUGAGAUGCGGUGGGUGGCUUGGAAGCAUCGGAUGAGCAAAUCCCAAGAGGAGUCUUUCGCUCUGUGCAGGCCGGCAAAAAUCCCAAGGUUGGAAGAGCUGGUGUACGACGAGAUACCUUCAAGAGAGCUACCUCAAGGCCAAGUCGGCAUGACCUUCCUGCAGGGCAUUUUGGGUCUUUUGUGCAUAUCACUCGCCUUCGUUAAGGGGGCUCACCUUCAGAGCCUGCGGCUUUACGAGCGCAAGUUCAUCCGCCUGGCCUGCCAGCGGCAUGAGGCAUCUUCGGGGCUACGAAGCCCGAAUAUUGAGGAGCUUCAGGCGGCAGACAAGCACAUUUGGGGCUUGAUCGCGGAUUUAGUCAAUGUCCACAAGUGGAGCCUGAAUGAUGCACUGACGGAGGUAGUGCAAGUUCGCGGUGACUUGGCGGCCAUGUUGCAGCCUCGCAGCCAAAUCUUGAAGAUCAACAGGCAGCCUUUCAAAGGCAACGGCAAGGGGAAAGACUCCCCGGGCGGUAAGAACGGCAAGGGCAACAAGGGCAAUGGCACCAACAGUCAACGCUGGAUGCUUUCUUACACGGACUCCAAGGGUCAGCGCAAACAGUUGUGCCGUGGUUACAGUUCUCCAGACGGAUGCAAGUUUGAAAACUGUAAAUUCGAGCAUCUCUGCCCGGUUCCCGGCCCAGAUGGAAAGCCGUCACAGUCGGUGGCGGAACACUCCGAUGUGCGGACUGGUCGAUCCAGCGAAAUUCCGUCGCCGACUUCAUCGGAUUUUUCUUGGGAAGCUUGCUUGGCUAUCCUGCAGACUCACUGUUUGGGUGAUGCUCCUCUCUACCGAGAUACAGUUCUUGCAGGUGCGCGAUCUCGAGCACAAUAUUUCAAUUUUGGGGCGAGAGCGGGCUCCAAUGCGGGGCUUUGCAAAGGCACAGCAGAAAACGCAGAAUUCGUUGAGUACCUGAACAUUUUCCUUCGGCAGAUUUUUCCAGACGGCACAUGGUCCAGUUUUUGUGUCAGUCACAAUGAGUUCGCUCAUAUCCACGUGGAUAAGAACCUUCCGGGAUCUUUGAAUUAUUCAUUCAGUGUCGGUGCUUUUGAGAAAGGCGGCUUGUGGGUGGCUUUGCCGCCAGACGAACUUCCUCACCUUCCGCGAGUGCCUCCGCCGGACACAUCAGCUGAUGCCUCGCUGUUGGGUUGCAUAGUUCAGACCAGGAGGUGUGGUUUUUCUUGGGAUGGCCGCAUUGCUCAUUGUUCGGAGCCAUGGGUUGGCGACAGAUGGGUCGUGACGGCCUAUACUUCUUGCACUUGGGGUUCAAUGCCUGAACCAGAUCUUCGCUCUUUACGUGAUCUUAUGUUUCCGCUUCCAGGCGACGCCAUGGUGGUCGACGAGGUGUCGUGUGCGUCUCGGGCUGCCAAAAUUGACCAGGCACAGCUGGGGCUACCGGCGGCAGUCAUGCCUCCGGACCUUGAGGCAAUUCGCGGAAAUCUUUUUCUGGAGAUCUGUUCUGGGCCAAAUCGGCCUCUGUCUGCUGCCCUCCUGGCGAAGGGUGUUUCAGUGCUGUCGAUCGACAUUCUUUUGCAUGAAGAUCAUAACUUGUUGAAUGACUCCACUUAUGACAGCCUCAUGCGGCUAUGCUACAGCGGACAAGUGAAUCUGGCACACGCCUCUCCACCUUGUACGGAGUACUCCAGGCUGAAGCUCCGGGCAGACGGUGGCCCCAGGGCGAUUCGCACUCCAGAACACAUGUCUGGAGUUCCUGAUUUGAGUCCAUCAGAGCGGCAACGUCUGGAGCAAAGUAAAAAAGUGCUGGUUCGUACAAUCAAUUUGCUUCUGGCAACAUACUGCGCUGGAGGGCAUGUUAGUCUGGAAAACCCCUUGAACAGCAUGGCAUGGUUGGAGCAGGAAGUCCGAGAAUUUCUGCAACACAUCAACGCGGACCUCAACUGUGUGGCUGCUUGUGGCUAUGGUAUGAAUGUACUGAAGCAGUGGUGUUUCGCAUGCAGUUUUCGGGAUCUCCAGCAGAUUGCAUGUAAUUGUCAACACGAUCCUCAGUCGCAUGCACAGGUGGCAGGGAUUGUUGACGAAGAUGGCGUUUACGCUUCAAGGGCCACUUCGGAGUUUCCGGCACAGCUUGCACAGGCCUAUGCAGAAGCUGUUCUUCCUUUGUUCGAGACUUCGAGCAAGCCGUACACCAUUUCUCUUGAACAGGUUAGGUUUCUUCGAACUCACAAAACCAAGGAGGAACUUCCCCGAAGCACACAGGACGGAGGUGGGAUCUACUCAAUGCCGGAUUGGAGUUUUCCUCCGAGCGGCUGCAAGGACCUCCUAGGGGGAGUGCGUAAGCAGCUUGUGGAGUACCUUUUCCACAUCAGGGCCCCAUUGCGUUUGCGCGCCCUACUUACUCGUGCUCUUUCCACCACAGCCAAAAAAGAAGGAAGGGUCCGA